Molecule: messenger RNA, 805 nt
Organism: Mustela lutreola (European mink)
Lineage: Eukaryota; Metazoa; Chordata; Mammalia; Carnivora; Mustelidae
Gene: FAM162A
Product: family with sequence similarity 162 member A
Exons: 5
Coding region: 169-636 (155 amino acids)
Biological process (GO): cellular response to hypoxia; positive regulation of release of cytochrome c from mitochondria; neuron apoptotic process
Cellular component (GO): mitochondrion
Source: RefSeq, a predicted model, not a curated record
ACACGCCCCGCCGCGUCACGCCCGACCCGCUCGGUCGGCGGUCAAAUAGCCCAAGUCUCGCCCGCCUGCGCCCGCCGCCUCUUGCCCAUUGCGGGCGUUCGGUGACAUUGAAUGCGCACACGCUGUCACCGCCCGGGAGGCGCUGUCGGGUCAGCGGAGUAGGCGGCCAUGGGGAGCCUGCGCGGCCUGCGCCAGGCAGCGGGAAGUUAUUUUAGGUUAUAUGAAAGCGGUUCUUCCUCAUCUCUAAGACUUACCAGAAACUCUGAUUUAAAGAGAAUAAAUGGAUAUUGUGCCAAGCCACAAGAAAGUCCAAAAGCUCCAGCCUACACUUACAGCCACAGAGUGCCAUUACACAAACCUACAAACUGGGAGAGGAAGAUCCUGAUAUGGUCAGGCCGCUUCAAAAAGGAGGAUGAUAUCCCAGAGACUAUCUCGUUUGAGAUGCUUGAUGCUGCAAAGAACAAGAUCCGAGUGAAGGUCAGCUAUGCAAUGAUUGCCCUGACAGUGGCAGGAUGCAUCUGGAUGGUUAUUGAGGGCAAGAAGGCUGUCAAAAGAAACGAGUCUUUAACAAGCCUGAACUUAGAAAAAAAAGCUCGCCUGAGAGAAGAAGCAGCUCUGAAGGCCAAAACAGAGUAGCAGAGGUAUCUGUGUUGGCUGGAUUUUGAAAUUGCAGGAAUAAUGUUGCAGCAAUUAGCCUGUAUUCAAAAAUACGGUACGAGGAUCCAUUUCAUGAAAGUAUGGUUUGCACAGAUUUGUAAUUUCCCCAUUCCUGAUACAGUGGGACAAAUAAAUUUCUUUAAAGAAA